Messenger RNA from Salmo salar (Atlantic salmon), 1304 nucleotides. The record is from RefSeq and is a predicted model, not a curated record. NCBI's taxonomy places the organism in Eukaryota, Metazoa, Chordata, Actinopteri, Salmoniformes, Salmonidae.
UAAGUCUAUAACUGGAGAUCACAGAGUCUCACUCAGCAGCAAGACAGAAUGGAACUCACACCACUCUGCUGGCAGCUCUUGCUGUUGAGUACACUGGUAUACUGUAGCCUCGGACAAGGUGGAGAUCUCUCUCUUCCAGCCUCUCUGAGUGUCAGUCCUGACAGAUCUCAGUUCUUUGAAUAUGAGUCUGUCUCUCUGAGCUGUGAGGUUCAGGGGAACUCUGCUGGAUGGAGAGUGGUGAGGAACACAUCGAGAAGAAUCCUUUCAGAGUGUGAUACUGACUGGGGAAAACAACAAGGGUCUUCAUGCACCGUGUCACUAAUACCAUCAGACAGUGGAGUGUACUGGUGUGAGUCUGGGUCUGGAGAACACAGCAAUGCUGUCAACAUCACAGUACAUGCUGGAGCUGUGAUCCUGGAGAGCCCUGCCCUUCCUGUGACUGAGGGAGAUUCUGUGACUCUGCGCUGCAGAUAUCAGGGAACUCCCUCUGACCUCACAGCUGUUUUCUACAAAGAUGGAUCCCUCAUCAGGACUGAGACUACAGGAGAGAUGACCAUCCCUGCAGUAUCCAAGUCAGAUGAAGGACUCUACAAGUGUACCAACUCUGAAGGAGAAUCACCAGACAGCAGGAUGACAGUGACAUCUGGUGAGAGACCUGCCCUUCCUGUGACUGAGAGAGAUUCUGUGACAGCUAACGGCUCCACCUCAUCCUCCUCUCUCCUCCUCCCUCUGUCUUUGUCUGGGUUGAUGGCUGCUCUCGCCAUCUCUCUGAUCAUUCUACUGGUCCUGUUCUGCAAGAAGAGGAACAAACAUGUAGCAGCUGAACCCAGAGAUGUUACCUAUGCUGACGUCAGAAUCACACAGGACCCAGAACCCAGGAGGAGAGAGAAGUCUCCAGGAGCUGAUCCAGUCUACUCUGCAGUGAAGACCUCCAACACCACAGUUCCAGGUGGAUCUGGUCCAGGUGAUGUGACCUAUGCUGACAUCAACUAUACAGAGAAGAGACAACACAACAGGAGGAGAGAGAACGUCGUUCCAGACCCUGUCUACUCAGCAGUGAAGACAGACAGACAGAGAUACAGGUAGAGCUGUGUCUGGAUCCAGGGACGUAAUGUACAGACUGAGGUAGGUCCAGAUCACUGUAUCACUAACCCUAUGUUGUGCAUGUUGUGUUAUGAAUGAUGUAGGAUGUUGUGUUUGUUAUGAAUGCUGUAGCUUGUUGUGUUUGUUAUGAAUGCUGUAGCUUGUUGUGUUAUGAAUGAUGUAGCAUGUUGUGUUAUGAAUGAUGUAGUGUGUUGUUAAGU